Messenger RNA from Odontomachus brunneus, 1365 nucleotides. RefSeq names its product protein YIF1B (gene Yif1). Gene Ontology annotation, biological process: endoplasmic reticulum to Golgi vesicle-mediated transport. The coding region runs from base 220 to 1221 and encodes 333 amino acids. The record is from RefSeq and is a predicted model, not a curated record. Gene Ontology annotation, cellular component: COPII-coated ER to Golgi transport vesicle; endoplasmic reticulum-Golgi intermediate compartment; Golgi membrane. Lineage: Eukaryota; Metazoa; Arthropoda; Insecta; Hymenoptera; Formicidae. The transcript is spliced from 4 exons.
GCACUAGCGCAUCUAGUUCAGCUAAAAUGAACGAACUUGAGGACGGUCGUAGAUGGCUACAAAGAGUGCAACAUGGCGACGUAUAGUGCAAGUUGUUUUUAACUUUAUUCUUUAUAAAUAAAUAGUGUCUGCGUAAGUUCGAAAAAAAAACUCGUAUCUUGUUAUUCUUUGCGAGCGAUUGUGGGAGCAUCACAACGACGUGAAAGAAGUGAUUUAAACAUGAAUUACAAUCAUUCGAACGCUCGUCGAGGGAAACCGAAGAGAUUACUGGAUCCAUCGGCUGCUUUACAACCACCACCACCACCUUUAUCAGCACCAGCUCCUCCAAUGUCGCAGAAUCUUUAUGUGUACAACAAACAGAUACCAGUGAACAAUGGCGCAAUGCCAGAGUAUGGCUUCAAUGUUCCUAGACAGACACCGCCUCCAUAUGGAUUUCAUUCACAGAUGCCAAAUUACCCACAAAAUGAUAAUCAAGGAGGAGAAUUUGCAAGUUCUCAAUUUGCGACACAAUUAUUGGCUCAACCAGUUGUUACAAACAUGGCGGUAGAAUAUGGAAAUGCAUUAGUUGGUUCUGGGAAGCAACAUCUUGAAAAAUAUGUUCCAAUUACAGCAUUGAAAUAUUACUUUGCUGUAAAUACAGAUUAUGUUUUUGCAAAAUUGAUGCUGUUGUUUUUCCCAUUUACGCAUAAGGAUUGGUCUGUCAAGUAUGAGCAAGAUGUACCGUUGCAACCACGAUAUGAAAAGAAUGCACCAGACAUGUAUAUUCCCACAAUGGCAUUUUUUACAUAUGUUGCUACAGCAGGAUUAGUCUUAGGCACACAAGGACGCUUUACUCACGAACAACUAGGUAUUCUGGCUAGUUCUGCUCUUGCUUGGGGUCUGAUUGAACUGAUUGUUCAUACUGUGAGUUUGUAUGUGAUGAAUCUUCAAACAAGCCUGACAACAUUAGAUUUGUUGGCAUAUUGUGGCUACAAAUAUGUCGGUAUCAAUGCGGCUUUGUUUUCAUCACUAUUAUCUCGGAAAUUUGGUUACUAUGUGACUCUCUUGUACUUCAGUGUCUCUCUAGCUUUCUUCCUGAUGCGAUCAUUAAAAUUAAGAGUCAUUCCCCAAGGCCAUAGCUCGUAUACAGCUUCUGGCAAUAAAAGGCGACUUUAUUUCAUACUGUUCUUAGCUGGCAUACAACCUUUUCUAAUGUGGUGGUUGUCAUAUCAUUUGAUUUAAACAGCCAGUGCAAGUGAAAUCUAUGGAACAUACAGUCAAGAGAAGGAAACGUGUUUAUUUAUUAUUUGGUUACUAAUAUCACUCCUGUACAUUUUUUGUAAUAAAAUUCAAGCGAAUAUAUAAUAUCAUAUUUGGGCAAUACAA